This is a messenger RNA of Stegostoma tigrinum, 5975 nucleotides long. Its product is annotated as glycoprotein-N-acetylgalactosamine 3-beta-galactosyltransferase 1-like. Bases 533 to 1579 code for a protein of 348 amino acids. The transcript is spliced from 5 exons. The record is from RefSeq and is a predicted model, not a curated record. Gene Ontology annotation, molecular function: N-acetylgalactosaminide beta-1,3-galactosyltransferase activity. Lineage: Eukaryota; Metazoa; Chordata; Chondrichthyes; Orectolobiformes; Stegostomatidae. Gene Ontology annotation, cellular component: membrane.
CUGAGAAAGGGGGUCAGAUGUGGUGCUCGCGCCGGCGCUCCUUGCGCGGUGACAGUUGGAUGGAUCCCGCCGCUCGGGUGUUAUGAAUUAGGUUGCUGUGGGCUUCACCAAGGUGACACGGCGGUAGUGCGGUGUGAUGACCCGUGGCCUGGCUUAAAACCUGGUCGUCGGGGCAACAAGCAUCACGGAAGUAACGAGGAAUCAGUCUCCGAUGUCCCUGCGCCUUCUCGCUGGCAGCUCGGGAUCGCCUCGAGGCAGUUCGGUAACUCAAGUCUCGUGUUUAAAGAAUAAUCGAGCCGCUUAAAAUAGCGGUGAAAGACUGAGCAAACUGGCGCCGUGAAAGCGGCUUUCGAGUGGUAUUGCCAUCAUUGAACCGCAUACCUGGGAUUACCGUUGACCAGAAACUGGUGACUAUUCGUUAUACAGAUUCCAGCUAGCUACAAAACCAAGUCAUCGACUCUGGGGGCACAGGAUCUGAAGACUCAUAUUUAAUAUAAGUACCACAUCCCCCAGAGCAUAUUACUGCGAGGAAAUGGCAAUUUCACGAUCUGUAAUUUCGCUGCUCAUGUUUUGUUGUGGGUUGGGCUUAGGAUUCAUCAUAUGCAGACUAGCAAUUAGUGCAAUAAAAAAAGAAGCACCUCAGCACAGUCAUCUGAUUUUCAAUGACCCUCAUGGCCACUUGGAAGACUCUCACCAUCACCAACAUCAUCAAAACCUUCAAGGAGAGAUGAACUUCAAUGCUGACGUCAGUCAACAUAAAGAUGAAAACAGAAGUGUUGCAGAUGAGCUAUAUAAAACAGUGCGAAUCCUGUGCUGGGUGAUGACUGGGCCCCAGAACCUUGCCACAAAGACCAAACAUGUCAAAGCUACAUGGAGCAAAAAAUGUAACGUCGUGCUUUUCAUGAGCUCUGAAGAAGAUAAAGAUUUCCCUACAGUGGGACUGGGUGUUAAAGAAGGCAGGGACCAAUUAUAUUGGAAAACUAUUAAAGCUUUUCAGUAUGUUCAUGAACAUCACUUGAAUGAUGCUGAUUGGUUUAUGAAAGCAGAUGAUGACACUUACGUGGUGGUUGACAAUUUGCGUUGGCUGCUAUCAAAGUACUCUCCUGACCAACCGAUAUUCUUUGGCAGAAAAUUCAAACCAUAUGUUAAGCAAGGAUACAUGAGUGGUGGAGCUGGAUAUGUGUUGAGCAAGGAAGCACUAAAAAGAUUUGUUGAUGCCUUUAAGACGGGGAAGUGCACUCAUUUUACAUCUACUGAAGAUUUGGCUAUGGGGAGAUGUAUGGAGACUGUUAACGUAGAAGCUGGUGAUUCCAGGGAUACAAAUAAAAGAGAAACAUUUCAUCCCUUUCCACCGGAACAUCACUUAUCAAAAAGUUACCUACCCAAAACCUUCUGGUACUGGAACUAUUGCUUUUACCCUGCAAAAGAGGGACCCGAAUGUUGCUCUGAUCUGGCAGUAUCAUUUCACUAUAUUGAUUCCAAGACCAUGUACUAUUUGGAAUACAUGACUUACCAUCUCCGACCAUAUGGCUACAAGUUUCGGUAUAAUCCAGAUUCUCUCCCAAAAAAGUUGGAGUAGAGAAAAUGAACUGCUGCAACAAUACCGUUAGACACAGAAAUGAAGAAAUUGUAAAAAUGCAAAUAUUUCAAAUGAAUGAAGAUUUUGAUUAUCAAAAAUAUUUUGGAAUUUCUCUCAAUGCAAGUUUUACAAAACAACAGAACUAUAUGUAAGUUUAUAAUUCACAUGAAUGAAAGUUAAUAGUUGAUGACAUCAGUUGGAUAAUUUUAUUUUGAGUGUAUUUUCUCUCUUACGACUGACUUCAACUAACUAACAAAAAGAUUUGCAACGAACCAUUUAUAGCUCUCUCAAAACUUAGUCGAAAAUACACUACCUUGUAUCUUGGUUUAGUUAGAGAUAACUCAUUUAAUUUCCAGUCUUAGCUGGGGAAGUUCAAUAUCUCCUCAAUCAGCUUCAGUUUUGCUGGGCUAGGAUAGAGGAAAAAUCAUUUGAGUUUCUGUUUCUCACUAUUUCACAUUUCCUGCUCUGGAAAAAAAUACAUAAACAUUUUUAUAAAUAACAUGAGGCAGUGACAUUCAUAGGUGAGGAACUCCUCAAUCGUAGGAACUGCUGUAUCACCUAAAUGGCCAUUUUGGAAAAAUAUGGGAGAGUUGGUAUCAUUCCAGAGCUGUAAGACUUAAGCCAGAAGGACUAAUAAAGAGUAGAAUUGAAGAUGGAGCCAUUUUUAAAAGAAAAACCUUACCAUUGCGUGUGGUGUCCAGGUGGUGUUUUAAUGAUUAUGCUUACAUCAUUGAUAAGUCCUUUUUUUUUGUUUUAAAAAUUUGGAAUUAAACCUGGGCUAAAUUUAAACUUCAGUGGUAAUAAAUGUAAAAUGAGCUGCCAACUUGCUAUCACCCAUUUUACACUGGACACACAAAGUCAGGGUUAUCCUCAAAUGAACCUUGUUUUUGAGCCUUUGUACCUCUGGCUCUUUGGCAGGGUUGUUCAAGAAGAAUUUUUCCUCUUCUUUCUUUUUCCUGUAGCCUUGCAUUCCCUUGUUUUAUGUUUUUAAAUGUCAAACUUGUAGCAGGUGUUAUAUUCAGCUUAAUUGUGUUGUGGAAUUGCGUCUCUAGCUUGAGUGCCUUGAAGAAUUCAUGCUUGACUUUAUGGUAUUGAAAGAAGCCAUUUUGCCUGUCUACGUAAUUUUUUUAUGACAUGAGCUACCUUGUCUAAUUCCACAUUUCUUUCAGAUUUUAUGCCCUUCUAGCAUUCCUGUAUGUUCCUACACUGGGUAACUAAUUUUAAAUGGCUUGAUAGACUCUGCUUCCAUGUGGAUAUAUGACAGAAUUAAAAAUUCUAACCUUGCUCGUCAAUUUGACUUUAGUGCCACACAUUGGACAAUUUUAUUUUUGAAACAACUUGUCAUGUAAGUAUGUAAUCUGCAAAUCUACUUUGAUUGCUCAAUUAAAAUUUGCAGAUUUUCUAUUUUUAAAAUUGUACUCCUUGUUCAGCAAUUUGAUUUGGACUUAAAAAGGAUUGAAAUUUAGGAAAUAGUAAGGACUGUUGAUGCUGGAAGCCAGAGGCAAUAACUGUGGAGCUGGACAAACACAGCAGGUCAGGUAGCAUCAGACGAGCAGGAAUGUCAACGUUUUGGGCUGAAACCCUCUGUCAGAUCUGGGGAGGGGGAGGGGAUCGCAGAUAUAAAUGGAAGGGAGUGGGGCUGGGGAAAGGUAGGUGGGAUGAUGGUUGCAUGAAAGGGGUUAUAGUGAUUGGUCAGUGGGAGGGUAGAGUGGAUCGGUGAGUGGGAAGGUGGACAGGUCAGGGAGUUAGGACAUAGGAUAAGGCUGUAGAUGGAGGGAUUUUGAAGGUGGUGAGAUCAAUAUUUGGGGCUAAGAGCUAUAUCCUCCCCAGACGAAAUAUCAGAUCUUCCUCCAGUUCACGUCUAGCCUGACUCUGACAGUGGAGGAGGCCAAGGAUGGGCAUGUUGCCAGGGGAGGAGAAAUUAAAAUGGAUGGCAACUGGAAGGUCAAGUUGGUUGAUGCAUGCUGAGCGCAGAUGCUCUGUGAACUGGCCCACGAGUCUGUUUGUCUCUCCGAUAUAGAGAAGACCGCAUUGGAUGCAAUAAAUCAGGUUGGUUGAGAUGCAGGUGAAUCUGCUGGAUCUUGAAGGAUUGUUUGGACCCUUGGACGGACGUGAAUGGGGAGGUCUGGUGGUAGGUGUUGCAUCUGUUGAGUUUGCAGGGAAAGGUACCAGAUAUGGUGCAGAGGUUGGUGGCAAGUGUAGAGCUGAUGAGAGAGCCACAAAGUCUACUGUCUCUGCAGAGAGUGGACAUGGGUGGGGAAGGAAAUAUCUUUCUGGUGGAGAGAUCUGAUUGUAGGUGAUGGAAAUGCCUGAGGAUGAUGUGUUGGAUUUAGAAGUUGAUGGGGUCCUUAUUGUUGGUUUAAGGGAAGAAAUGGGGGAGAUAUGGUUGAGGGCAUCCUUAAUUACGGAGGAGGGGAAACCACUAUCUCUAAAGUAGGAGAAUAUCUGGAAUGUCCUGGAAUGGAACACCUCAUCCUGGGAGCUGAUGCAGCAAUGGAGAGUAUGGGAUGGCAUUUUUGCAGGAGAGUGGGUGAGAUGUGGUGUAAUCGAGGUAGUUGUGGGAGUUAGUGGGUUUGAAAUGAAUGUCAGUGGUGAAAUGGUUUCUGGCAGUGGAGACAGUGUCUAGGAAGGGGAGGGAGGUGUCAGAAAUGGUUCACGUGAAUUUGAGGGCAGGGUAGAAGGUAUUGGCAAAGUUGAUGAACUACUUGAGCUCCUCCAUACAGUCAUCGAUAUAAUGGAGAAAGAGGUGAGGGGUCCUGCUGGUGUAUUUGUGGAAGAGGGACUGUUCCACAAAGCCUACAAAGAGGCAGACAUAACUUUAGGCCCAUGUGGGUGCCCAUGGCCACUGCUUGGGAAGUAGGAAGAAUUGAAGGAAAAACUGUUGAGGGUGAGGACCAGACUGCCAAGUGAAUGAGAGUGUCAGUGAAGGGGGACUGAUUGGACCUAUGGGAGAGGAAGCAGAGGGCUUCUAGACCAUCCUUAUGGUGUAAAAGGACUGUAUGUGCAGAGUUUUAUUUUAAAUUUAUUCACAGAAUGUGGGCAUCGCUGGCUAGGCCAGCAUUUAUUGCCCAUCCCCAAUUGCCCAGAGGGCAGUUAAGAGUCAACCACGCUGCUGUGGGUCUGGAGUCACAUGUAGGCCAGACCAGGUAUGGAUGGCAGUUUCCUAAAGGACAUUAGUGAAUCUGAUGGGUUUUCCCAACAAUGGAUUCACAGUCAUCAUUUGAUCUUUAAUUCCAGAUUUUGUUUUAAUUGAAUUCAAAUUCCACCAUUUUCCAAUGGCAGGAUUUGAGCUCUGGUCCCUACUACAUUGUCUGGGUCUCUGGAUUAACAGUCCACUCGGCCAUUGCCUUCCCUGUGAAGAUGAGGUAUCAGGAUCCGAAGAAUUGAAAGUUUUGGAAAAGGUGGAGGAUGCGGGUUGUUUCACGAAUGUAGGUGGGAAGUUCCUGAACCAAAGGGGAACGAAUGGAGGCAAGGUAGGAGGAGACAAGUUUGGCAGGGCAGGAGCAGGCAGAGACAGUGGGUUGACCAGGACAGUUGGGUUUACGGAUUUUGGAUAGGAGAUAAUUUCCCAAUCCUGCAUCGCCAGUUUCUGUCAGGAUGGAGGCUGUGAACGGGCAAUCUCCUGAGGUGAUUAGGUUGUGGAUGAUCUGCGAGAUGAUGGCUUGGUGUUCGGAGGUUGUGUGAUGAUCGAGGCGUUAGUAGGGGGAGGUGUUAGUGAGUUCGCAUCUGGCCUCAGUGAUGUAGAAGUCAGUUUGCUGGCUACUACAGCGCUCCCCAUUAUCAGCAGGUUUAGUAGUGAGGUUGGGGUUGGAACAAAGGGAAAUGAGGGCUGUACAUUCCAAUGGGGAGAUGUUGGAGUCAGUGAAAGGUGUGGAGAGGUCCAAGCAAUUGAUGUUUUGGCAGCAGUUUGAGAUAGAGGACGAGAGCAGGUAGGAUGAACAUGUGAUGAUGAGGAUUUAAGUUUGCAUACCAGUUGAUGAAUAACUCAUUGAAUCGAAAUUGUGGUUCAUGUUCUUUUGUCUAAAAGGAAACCUAUACAGUUUAUAAGUAACAGAUUGAUGUGAAAAGCACCCUGAUGUCAAAGCCACUUGAAUCACGAUAUAAACUAAUGGUUUGAGCUGGAAAUUAACACUGGCCCUGAUGUUUCAAUUCUCACUGAAAAGGAGUGUCUUUUACAUUUUGUGCACUGCUUGAAUAUGAAAGUUCAGGGAAAAUAUUUUACUUUUUCAAUAAUUGGUUACUGUUUUUACACAUAUUAUGGAGAUGACUAAUUAAUUUUAAAUUAAUGUGUUUGAUUUUGCUAGAAUUGGCAAAUGUGAUAUGAAAUGUUUUGGAGUAACAGUGUAUUUGCUGUGCACCAUGCAUAUUUUAAGCUGAAUAUAAAAAAUAUUCUUUA